Molecule: messenger RNA, 1592 nt
Organism: Phascolarctos cinereus (koala)
Lineage: Eukaryota; Metazoa; Chordata; Mammalia; Diprotodontia; Phascolarctidae
Source: RefSeq, a predicted model, not a curated record
UUGGUUCAAUAUACGGAAGUGAUCCUGUUUCCUGGAGACGGCGCGUGGCGGCGGCAGCGGCGGCGGCGGGGGCUGCAGUUGAGAUCAGCCGGGGCGCGUGGCGGCUGGGCCUGGCUCCAGGCAUCCAGGAUGUUUGUCCUGGUGGAGAUGGUAGACACGGUGCGGAUCCCGCCAUGGCAGUUUGAGAGGAAGCUCAAUGAUUCCAUCGCUGAGGAGCUCAACAAGAAACUGGCCAACAAGGUCGUGUACAACGUUGGGCUUUGCAUCUGCCUGUAUGACAUCACCAAAUUAGAGGACGCCUACGUGUUCCCAGGGGAUGGUGCGUCCCAUACCAAAGAAUUCCUGGACAGUCCCACCCCCUGGACCUCUGCUUUGGGGUUUGCCUCCCCCUCUGCUGCUGCUAGAGGCCAAGUAGCGGGAGCUGGCCUGGAAGUUGGACGCCUCGUGUUCUCCCUGCCCUCCAAAUUCCCAGGCUUGGGAGGCUGGAAGAUUUUUCCAUCCUUCCAUUUCCGCUACGUGGUCUUCCACCCCUUCUUGGACGAGAUCCUGAUUGGUGUGAUUAAAGGCUGCAGCCCAGACGGGGUUCAUGUCUCUCUAGGGUUCUUUGAUGACAUCCUCAUUCCCCCGGAAUCCUUGCAGCAGCCGGCCAAGUUAUCAGUGAUGAGGCCGAGCAGGUGUGGGUUUGGGAAUAUGAGACAGAAGAAGGAGCCCACGACCUAUACAUGGACACCGGGGAGGAGGUCCGCUUCCGAGUGGUGGAUGAGAGCUUUGUUGACACGUCCCCGACAGGACCCAGUUCUGCGGAGGCUUCGACAUCCAGUGAAGAGGCUCCCAAAAAGGAGGCCCCUUACACCCUUGUGGGAUCCAUCAGUGAACCAGGCUUGGGGCUUCUCUCUUGGUGGACUAGCAGUUAGAGAUGGUCAGAGGACGUUCCCUGUGCCAGCAGCCUAGGCCCAAGAGGCUGAAGCACGAGUCUGGGAGUGCUAGCGGGGCUGGGCUGGUGGCCUCAGCUUCCCCGGGGGCCCUCGAGCCUCCUCUGUCAGAGCCAAGGUAUAACAAGUGGGGGAUGAGGAGACCCCUCCCUCGAUCCUCUACUCCCAGCCCUGUGCCAGUGCGGGGCGGCUUCCGCCCCGAACCACGUGCCCAAGGGUCCAAGAGCAGAGGAGAGCCACUGCCGGUGGCUUCACAGUGUCCUCUUUGCCCCUGUGUGGACUCACUUCCGUCUGCAGGAAAGAAUGGUGGCCAGGGUCUGACUGGGUUCUUACUUGUUGACUCUGUGACCUUGGGAACAUCGUUCGAGUCUCAUGAGCCGCCUGCCCCUCCCUCCCAGCUUGGGAUCACCUGGUCCUGCCCCCAUCCAGUCGCCAGCAGUGAAGCCGAGUGCCCUGUCCUAGCAGCUGCUGCCUUCCUCUGGGCUCUGUUUACAAAUGCAUGGAGGCAGCUAUGUCCAUCCCCAGGGGCACCCUUGGAGCCUGCUGGCCAAGAGCCAAGCAAGGGCAUCACGUGGCUUCCUGAGCUCCGGGAGCUGGGCCACACUUAAUGGGUGGGCAGCUGGGGAGACUCCCCCAAAAUAAAAAGACCAUUACUGGUAA